AUGGCAAAAUUCCUCGCACUCCCUGUGGAGCUACUAACCCUGAUUACGUCUCAAUUAGACUUUGAGUCUCUCAAGGCCCUGAGGCUAACCCACCAGAAACUAGGUGAUUAUGCCGAUAGAGAGUUCUUCCGUAUUGUCUCAUUGUAUGACGAGAAGGAGAGCUGCGAAGCUUUCAAGUCUAUUAUACCAAACCCACGACUGAAACAUAACGUGCGCAAGAUCUACCUCAACACUGUGGAGCAGGAUUAUGAUUACGACGAGGAAGGAGAAAGCGUACCACCCCGCAAAUGGCGAAGGCUGUUGCCGUUGUUAUCAGAGCUUCCGAAUCUGGAAAGUGUUGUUCUACGCUUUGACAAGAACUGUAUUGUCGAUCCCCAGUUUGCCGACAAACCACAGACAGAGCUUUAUCGUGUGAUCACUAUGAAAUGGCUCUUUGGUGCACUCGUGUCUUUGCAGCACCCAUUGGAAGAACUUGCGAUCCGGAACCUUCAAAAUACGGCUCCGCCCCCUGCGGCUAUUGUAGAGCAGAUGAAACAAGUCUUGAGUACGCUGGCGUCUUUAAGACUCAAUGCGGUGCAUGAAAGGGAAGAGUUCGAUCCAACAACGGCGAUCCAUAAAGAUGAACCGCAUCAGUUCUUUACACAUACCCUGGCAACAUACUGGCUUAAGCCCGCGAUGGGAUCACUUCGAAAGCUCUCUUUGUACUCCAGCUUGCCUUGGGGCUUUUAUCCACGUGUUGAACUGGAGGGAGUUCACUUCCCUAAUUUGACGUCGCUCACUCUUGGCAACUUCACCUUUUUUGAAGACAAGCAACUGGACUGGAUUACAUCACACUCAACUAUCCAGCAGCUCUGUCUUGAUGACUGCCCCAUCCUGUUUCAGAUCACGGUAGAGGACUCGGGACAUCAGCUGUCUCUGGAUCCAUUAACCAGAUCAGACAGGCGGAGCAGCACAGGGCCCGACAUGCGACCCGUCAUGUCCUAUACGGAGCCCAACGGGAGGGUCGUCACCUGGCUUAGAUGCGACUAUCCAAGACGGUGGUAUGAUUAUUUUGUUGCGUUUCAGGAACGUCUUCCGCACCUCUGCCACUUUGGAUUUGGGAUCAACGAGGGCUGGGAUGGAUGGGACAUGCCAUUCGAAAGGGAAAUGCACAUUAGGCCUGCCUUGAAGAAAACACGGUAUAUGAUUUUCUAUGACGGGGUGGAAUGUAUUCCAACCGAUGCAAACGUGCAUAGACAUAUGUCCGUUCCAGACAUUCUCCACCCACCAAACUGCGAUGAUGAAGAUCGGGAGGCAUUGAAGGCAUUGUAUAAGAGAAUUGGGCAGCAGGUUGACUAUGGAAAAUUCCAAAUCGGCCGCUAUACCGUGGAAAACCUGCUAGAGACGCACCAGUCCUAG
Molecule: messenger RNA, 1398 nt
Organism: Penicillium paradoxum
Lineage: Eukaryota; Fungi; Ascomycota; Eurotiomycetes; Eurotiales; Aspergillaceae
Exons: 3
Coding region: 1-1398 (465 amino acids)
Source: RefSeq, a predicted model, not a curated record